Messenger RNA from Epithele typhae, 4083 nucleotides. RefSeq lists its product as uncharacterized. Bases 1 to 4083 code for a protein of 1360 amino acids. The transcript is spliced from 13 exons. Lineage: Eukaryota; Fungi; Basidiomycota; Agaricomycetes; Polyporales; Epitheliaceae. The record is from RefSeq and is a predicted model, not a curated record.
AUGAAGGCUCUCGUUCUUGAGGCAGGCAGGUUGUCCCUCUUCUCUUGCUUUUCUCCACCCGCCACGCAAGUCUCCGCCGCUGCAUCCCCGCACUCGCCUUUAGUUGUUCUCCCAGCGCGGGACUACGACACCACCGUGCCCAUCGUGGCCGCGGUCUUCACAGUGACCCUCGCGCUCGGCAUGUGCUACGUUACGUACCUCCGAAUCCGCCGCACCCGCCCUAGCGUACGGACCGGGAUCCCCUCCCGAUACGAGAAGGACGCUCAUGUCCCCGCCCGGAAAGGCGUCCUGCGCCGGCCUCGCCGCGACGACUCGAGCGACGCGCCUCAACACUGCAGUUUCAAGCUCUUCGCCGCCGCCUGCAGGCUGGAAGCGGGAUCUGGGAUUGCAUACGGCACCGUCCCUGGCCCGAACGACCCGCUCGUCCCGAACCGCCCGCAUGCGGUCCACAUUCUGGAGCGCGCACUCCCGUGCCUCCCGCCUGAGGCGUUCGAUUCAGACUCGCCCCCGCCGACGCCCCCACCGCGGAUCCCGCCCCAGGUGCUCACGCGCUCCCGUCUGAAUCUGUCCAGCUUUGGGCUCGACCGGGAGGGCGGCGCGGACGCGCACGGAUCUCCGACGCGCGGGACGGCGCCGCUCCGCGAGCGCGGCGAUAGCCUCGAAGAUGGCGAAGGCGCGGUCGACGAAGAGUCCGGAGCCGGGUCCCCGUGCGGCGCGCGCCCGACGUCACCGGCACCCCCGGUGUCGCUGCCCCCGGUGUCGCCCACGGACUCGGCGUACGCGUACGGCGACGACGCGGCGUCGAUCGCGACCGUGUCGACCCUCCCGCCGUUGUACCGCGCCCGGCUCUCCGUGCCCGACCUGCAGCAGUACCCGCUCCCGGCGCCGACGAUCGAGGAGCUCGCGCGGCUCCCGCUCUCCUUCCCGAUCCCCAUGCCCGUCCUGCCGCCGACGGCGCUCGAGAGGCCGAGUCGACGGUCGCGCGUGCCCAGCGCGCAGCUCGCCGCGGAUCCGGAUCAGUACUCGACGAUGACGACCACGACCACGACGGCUACCUCGACAAUCGCGGGCGCGGCGCAGACCCCGUUGAGUGCGGGCGAGGAGCGGGCGCACAGAUGGAGCACAUGGAGCUCGGUGGGAAGGCGGAGGCGGAGGCGGUCGGUCGACGGCGGGGUGCGGUUGGACGGAGGAAGGCCUGGGUCGGGGAUGCUGGUCAGUCCUGCGUACGAGGCUCAGGAGGAGACCGUUGGGGGGAUGUCGAACAGGCCGCCGUCGUAUCAUGAGGGCGAGGAGGGGACUGCUGGGCAGCUGACGCAUAAUCCUACUAUUUUAUCUGCUGCGCCGUGGCGUACUGCGCAGACGUGCAAUCAGUCCAAACUUAGCACAACAACUUGCUGCAGUGCGGGCAGGUCCUCGCCACAAGCGCAGGCUAAGCGCGAGCAGCCUGGCAUGAGGAAAUCCGGCCUUGCAUGGACAUGGGGAGCGGGCGACAAUGGCCGCUCGAGGCUCGCGGAAUGGCGGAGAUUGGCACAUGGGAUGAGCCGCGAGGGAUGUGUACGGAGAAUCCACUGGAGACGCGUCCGGUCUCCAGGCGUGGGCGCGGCGUGGGCGCUGGGCGCUGCCACCCGACCACCGCCGGCGGUCAUGGGCAAUUUUAUGUCCUCCGUGGCGUUCAAGUACCUCCCCGUCAUCAUCGUCGGCGCCGUGCUCGUGAUCAUCCUCGGCCUCGCCAUCAUCUACGUCUGCUGGCGCACCCCCAAACGCGUCGGCGAGAAGACGGACGGGAGUGGCAGGAACACGAAAGACUACUACUCCUCCGCCCGCUAUGCCGCGAUGGCCCCCUCCUCAUCCUGGUCCGACAUCGAGCGCGGCGGCCCCGGGCCCUCCCGCUUCGUCCCGCAACACCCACCCCCGAUGCCGACCGUCUACCGCGGGCCGGAACCGCUCCCCGACAACGCGAGCGGGCCCCUCUCACCAGACGGCCCCCGCGUCCCCCAGCAGGUCUACGCCCCCUCGCGCCUGAACCCGAACGCCGGGCCGUCGAGGAGCGGGAGCGGGAGCUCGAGCCCCGCCGCAAGCUAUCCCCCGAGCCCGAGCCCCCGACAAAGCACGGUGCUGCCCCCGCUGCUGGCGCCACCGCCGCCGCCCAAGGCGGGUGACGCACCUGCACCCGCGCAGCAGGCGUUCGGGGCGCAUGCGGCGCGGUCAGGCGCUGCGGGUCCCUCGCAACAGGCCGACGACGACCGGUGGCGGGACGAGAAGGCGGGGCCACCGCCGGAACCCGCGGCCGCGGCGCAGCAGAGACAGAGCGCGGACGAGAGGUCGCUGUACAGUAACCCGGGGGAGUGCACGAGCACGGACUCGCGCCGGGUCCCGGACAUUCGCACCGCAGGCGUAGAUGGGCUGAUGAACGGGCAAUGUCUCGGGGCCGCGCUGCAGCUUGUUGGUUUGAUUGUUCGAUUCCCGUUCAAUGCUCUUGAGGACCCCACCCCUGAUGCGCGAGAUAUUUUGGGAGCGGCACGAGUCGGGGACAGGGCUCUAGAGCGCGGACGGCAGGCACUGUUACAGACCCGGCCGGCGCUGACGGCGGGAUGGGGAAUAAGGAUCCCCCCGCCCGUGCCGUCGAUAGAGCGCAUCGACGCCGCGCCAGGCGCGCGCUUCGUGAGCUUCCUGCGCACGGACACGCUCCGCUCCCUCCCUCCGUCUCGUUCCCGUCCCCGUCCUCGCGCGGCGUCGAAGGACCGCCCGCGCGCGAGCUCGGACCGCUGCUCUGCUUGUGGUGCGUGUGAGCGCGGGUGUGGGUGUGGAUGCGUGUGCGCGUGGUCGGGACCCCACGCGGGCCACUCGACGAUCCCGGCGCCGAGCAGGCCCGACGGCGGGGUGCCGGUGAACGUGAACUGGGAGGAGGCGACCGAGUUGGCGCGGCGGCGACGGGCGACGCCCGAGACGGAGAUGGUGCCGACGCUGGAGAGGUGGGACGGCGCGGGGGACGCGGGCGCGGACGCGAACGGGUCCGAGUCGUCGAACGGAAAGGGGAGCGCGGAGCGCAGCGGGGAGGGGAGCUGCAGGUCAGGCGGGAGAUGGGUGAGAACAGGGAGGGAGAGCGCGGGGUGCGCGCGGCGCGCGGAGUGGGAGGGUGUGGAGGUUGAGGCGGAGGAAGGAGAACCGUGGGAGUGGGGAGCGCGGCUGGAGGAGGAGGCGGAGGGGAGACCAGGGGGAGGGGAGGAUGAGUGGGGGAAGAAGGUCGCGCGGAGCGGGCUGGGUGCCUGUGGCGAGGGCGGCGCGGCGGAGAGGUGGGAGAGCGAGCGCGAGCGCUGGACGGGCGACGCGGGGCGCGCGCGCGGCAAAGGCACAGGGGAGUCAUUCACGAGGGAGUUGUGUGGGUUCGGGGGAACAGAGCCGUUUGUGCGUGCGGUCGUCGACGUCGAAGCGGUCGCGUCCGAGGGCGCCUCACUUCCACUGAAGCUGAUGAUCGAGUCUGGAUCGCGCGGGUCCUCCAGCUUAGGUUCGGAGUGCGGCGGUGGAUGGACUGGUCAACGGCGGGUUUGUAUGACCCGCUUGUACGGAGGUCGACCCGCGCGGGGCCCCACGACUCUGCUCGCGUCGUCUCCGAUGGCGGCGGCAGAGCACAAAGGUGAGGACUGCUGCGAGGGCGAGGACGAGGGCAAGGGCCGCAACGCCGAUAAUCACUGCAAGGCGGACAGUAGGGGUGAAGACCAUCAUGCGCAGGCGCAGGCGCAGGCCAUGUGCUAUUGCGAGUGCUGGCCAGCCGAGACGCGCAAGGGCGAAAGAGGAAGCGGGGGCGGUAGUCGCUGCGCGACGCGAUAUCAUCGCUGGGGUGGGAAGAAGGGGGGAGAGAAGUCGGGCAUGACAGCGAACGGGCGCGAUCAUGAUGGUCCAGGAGUCAGGACGGUGCUGCCGGAGUUGGUGGGCGGGAUGGAGGUGGAGGAACGGGAGUGGGGAGCUGGGCAGCGCACGUCCGACGUCAAUCGCGUUCGCGCCGCACCCGCGGAAGAUGGCGUCGGGGCGGGUUCAAUGGUCUCGACUGGACUUCAGGCGGGGCCACGACAGUUCUCGGCGUAG